Molecule: messenger RNA, 624 nt
Organism: Vicia faba (fava bean)
Lineage: Eukaryota; Viridiplantae; Streptophyta; Magnoliopsida; Fabales; Fabaceae
Source: the annotation of a GenBank genome assembly
AUGCAACUAACAAUGGCUUCACAAACUCUCGUCUCACCUUCACCGCUCUCUUCUCACUCUCUUCUCCGAACAUCUUUCUCCGGCGUCUCCGUCAAGCUCGCUCCUCAAUUCUCAACCCUUACAACUUCCAAUUUCAAACCUCUCACCGUCGUUGCUGCCGCCAAGAAAGCCGUCGCUGUCCUUAAGGGAACCUCCGCUGUUGAAGGUGUUGUCACUCUCACUCAAGACGAUGGAGGUCCAACAACAGUUAAUGUUCGCAUCACUGGCCUUACUCCAGGGCUUCAUGGUUUUCAUCUACAUGAGUAUGGUGAUACCACAAAUGGGUGUAUCUCAACAGGACCACAUUUUAAUCCCAACAAGUUGACACAUGGUGCUCCUGAAGAUGAAACCCGUCAUGCGGGUGACCUGGGAAACAUAGUUGCUAAUGCAGAAGGAGUUGCAGAAGCAACAAUCGUGGACAAUCAGAUACCACUCACUGGCCCCAAUUCAGUUGUUGGGAGAGCCUUAGUGGUUCAUGAGCUUGAAGAUGAUCUUGGAAAGGGUGGACAUGAACUUAGUUUGAGCACUGGAAAUGCUGGUGGAAGAUUAGCAUGUGGUGUGGUUGGCUUGACUCCAGUAAAUUAA